CGUGGGCAGCCCCCCACACGCGUACAGCACAGCGUUCCUGUUCGCAAUCCAAACAAGACGGGAAUUUUGGCACGCGCUCAACUCAGUCCAUACCCCAUUUUACUUCCUUUGGAAGACCUAACUGCAUUGCGUAUUACUAUUUGGGAUUUACGGCUCACGGUUUUCGAUAUUUCGGAGCACAAGAUUACCUGGCAAUUGGUAAACAGUAAUCGUCCACGAAGCAGCCAAGGGCGCGACGCUGCACCUUUUCCCGACAAGACGAGUGGCGCAUCGACGGCGACGAUCUCGGUCCACCUUGGACUUGGGCAGUUUCGUCAGACCCAACACUACAUGUGCCGGCUCAGCUCCUAGCGCAUGCCACUAAGCAAAGCCAGCACCAUGAAAGCAACAGUGCCGGUGCCAUGGCCGGGCGGCGGCGGCGUCGUCGCGCAGAACCGGCAUGACCAAUACCAGUACCAACACCAAUACCAAUACCACCAGCAGUCCCAGCAGCAGCAGGCGGCGGCGGCGGCGGCUGCGCGCGCAGCCCACAGCCGCUUCGUCGAGGGCUCCAUGAACGACCGCGUGUCGGCGGUGCCUCCGCCAGACUUCCUCGGCGACGCCGCCGCGUUUGAGCGACAGUUUUACCAACAUACCAGCGACGCGCGCCCGCCGUUGCGCCGGCCGCUAAGCACCAUCGGCCAGUCCGUGCCGCCGCGCAAAGGCAACUUCCUCACGCCGCUGUGGGACGGCGUGCGGGAGAAGCUGCACCUCACAAGAUCCAAGUCGUCCAGCAGCAUCCGCCGCGUGUCGGGCAAGGAAAACAAGGCCGCCCAAGCUCCCGCGCCACUGCCCCUCCAACAAGCGCACGGCAGGGACGAACCCCCAGCACCCGCCGCUCCGGGCGCGGCUCCUAUAUAUCCGAGCCGAGAGGAAGUCAUGGAGAGCUACAAGAGCCUGGUGGCCUCGGGCUUCUUUAAGGACCACGUCACCGUCGGCACGCGCCACCCUCUCAGGACGGGCAACAGCAACGGCGGCAGUGGCGGUCCCCCGGGCGCCGCCGCAACAGCGCUUCCUCCUCGGGGCGCCGCUUCGCGAUCGUUCGCGCAGCACGUGGCGACAAACCAGCACAACUCUACGCCACUCGCCUUCUCGUCGGUCCCGUACGGCUCGACCAAGCAGCCCGGCCCGGGCGACGCGCCGUCGACGACACUGAUGCCGCCGCCGCCGAUCCCGUACGCGCGCGCGCGCGCACCCGCCGCCGCCGCCGAGAUGCCGUCCCCGCAGCGCGGCACCAAGCGCGGCGUGCCCGUCGACGCCGCCACCGGCGAGGACGAGCCCGCCGACACGACGGCCCGCAAGCUCGUCAAGAAGCUGCGCCGGUCCGCGUCGCGCGUGUCGGCCGACCUGUCGACCGCAUACAGCGGCAGCAAUGCGGUAUCGUCAUCGUCGUCACGCCCGUCAUCGUCGUCGCGCCCGUCGUCGUCGUCGCGCCCGUCGACGUCGUCCGACGCGCCCGCGCCCUCGUCGUCUGUGUUCCGCGGCGUCGCCCCUACUGCCCCUUCCGCGCCAGCGCCAGCGCUGGCCACGGCGUCGUCCUUCUACGCCCUCGACAACACCAACAUCGAGGGCAUCAGGCUAGUGCGCACCCCGACCAAGCUGACCAAGCCUAAGCCCGCCCGGCGGCAUAUUCUAGGCCUCGGCAGCCGGAGUCGACAGGCUAGCAUAAGCCGCUCGCCGACCCGGCCACCUCCACCCAUUCCGCCUUCGCAACAGACUUACGAGAUCGCGACUGAUGACGAGCUCGACAUCGACGCCAUGGUCAUCGACUCACCCGAGCGCCCCCCACCAGUACUCCCAAUCCCGCCAGCAGCAAGCUUCCACUACCCGCAGCGCCUGCGCACGCGCCACGACGCCCCGCCGCCCGAGCCGCUGUCCGUCGUCCCGGACCCCAACCGCGGCAUCCCCGCCGUGCCGCAGAUCCCCGCCGGGUUCUAUUCUCGUCCUCGCCGCCGUCCCAGUGGCGGUGGUGCCCGCGUGCAUCAGCAGGCUGUGGCGACUAUUGCGGUCGCGCCGGGUAAGGCGAAGAUGGUCAUGGUUGGCGGGAAUGGGCAUGGGAAUCGUGGUGGGAGUGGGAAUCGUGACUCGGGGCUUGGCGAGGAUGUUGAGAAUGGGAAUGGUUAUCCGAGGCCGUGUUGGUAGCUGGUUCUUUUUUCUUCUCCUGGGUGGUUGGUUGGCUAUGGGCUGGUUUUCGGUUUGGGCUUGUUUCGGUUCGGUGUUUUUUUCCCUUUUUCUCGGGAAGGAGACGGACGAACUGGCGGACCGAGAUGAUGAUAUGAUAUGAUAUGUUGUUACGGUUAU
Lasiosphaeria miniovina is the source of this 2340-nucleotide messenger RNA. RefSeq lists its product as uncharacterized. The transcript has a single exon. The record is from RefSeq and is a predicted model, not a curated record. Bases 355 to 2181 code for a protein of 608 amino acids. NCBI's taxonomy places the organism in Eukaryota, Fungi, Ascomycota, Sordariomycetes, Sordariales, Lasiosphaeriaceae.